Molecule: messenger RNA, 1488 nt
Organism: Trichoderma breve
Lineage: Eukaryota; Fungi; Ascomycota; Sordariomycetes; Hypocreales; Hypocreaceae
Exons: 4
Coding region: 1-1488 (495 amino acids)
Source: RefSeq, a predicted model, not a curated record
AUGUUCAGAUCCUUGCCGUCGCUUCGAUCCUCAGGGAGGACCCUAGCUGCGAGCCUCGCCAGCUCCAGAUCGCAGCAGUCGAUAACACGACAGCCACUCUACCGCUUGGAUGCGAGAAGAACAGCAAUUCGCUUCGCCAGCUCCUCCAAUCAACCUCCAAAGCCGCCGUCGCCCGAUGAAGAGCGCGACAGGCUUGCGCACAAGAAGCUCGAACCAAAUCCCGAGGGCGUUUCCUCUACCAGCAGUGUGCGAACCGUCUUGGAGGCCACUGAAGGAGCCAUGAGAGAGCCUCCGGGUAUCCCCUCAAAUCUCAAGAGUGAUAUUGAUGUUGUCAAGGAUUCGUUCCGCCUGGACACAGUCCCUCGCGAAUCUCACAUCCUCGGUCUGGCCGGCACAUUGCCUUACCUUGCUACCUCUGUCUCGACUGUUUUCUUAGCAUUGAAUCUCAACACAGAUGUUCCUUCUGGCAAUCGUUUCUACAAUAUGAUUUUCAUGGAACAUGAAACGGCGCAGUACCUCCUAGACUUCAUCGAGCCGCUGCAGCUCGGAUAUGGCGCCGUCAUCAUUUCGUUCCUCGGCGCCAUCCAUUGGGGUCUCGAAUAUGCAGAGAAGAAGCCACAGCACGACCGUACUCGAUUCCGCUACGGAACUGGUCUCGCCGCCUCCAUCGUCGCCUGGCCCACGAUGCUAAUGCCUCUCGAGUACGCCCUGACAACACAGUUCGGCGCCUUUGUCGCGCUCUACUACGCCGAUUCCCGCGCCACGCGAAAGGGCUGGGCGCCACCGUGGUACGCCAAGUACCGCUUCCUCCUGACCGCCAUGGUCGGGCUCGCCAUCUUCAUAUCUCUCGUCGGCCGCGCCGAGAUCUCUCAGCGGAAUGAGCAUAACAAGCAGAGCCUGCGGGCUAGAAUGGAGGAGCCCGGUAUUGCGGAUAAGAACACGGAUUGGACAAAGUUGGAGAAGGAAGAAAAGGAGAGAAUCAAGAAGGAGAAGGCCAAGAAGGCGAGAGAAGAGGAACAGGCCAAGAAGAAGAAGGCUCAAGAUGAGAAGAAGAAGUCUCAAGAUGAGAAGAAGGGCAAGGCCAAGAAUAAGGGGGACGAAGAGGACGACUCUCAGGAUAGCCAAAAGGGCAUGGACAAGGACAGCGACGAGUCUGAGGACAGCGACGAGUCUGAGGACAGUGACAAGUCUGAAGACAGCGAUGAGUCUAAGGAUAACGAUGAGUCUAAGGACAACGAUGAGUCCAAAGACAGCGAUGAGUCUAAAGAUGGCGACGAAUCCAACGAUAGCGACAAGUCCAAAAGCAGUGACAAGUCCAAAGACAACAAAUCCAAGGACAAUAAGUCAAAAGACAACAAGUCCAAGGACAAUGACAAAUCCAAAGACACCGACGAGUCCAAAGAUGGCGAAUCUGAUCAAGAUCAAGAGAAGACUGAUCAGGAUAGCAAAUCAGACAAGGGCGGCAAGGACAGCAGCAAAAAGAAAUAG